Trichomonas vaginalis G3 is the source of this 1602-nucleotide messenger RNA. RefSeq names its product spectrin binding. The transcript has a single exon. Lineage: Eukaryota; Parabasalia; Trichomonadida; Trichomonadidae. Bases 1 to 1602 code for a protein of 533 amino acids. The record is from RefSeq and is a predicted model, not a curated record. Gene Ontology annotation, molecular function: protein binding.
AUGAGUGAGACUGACUUUAAUAUUUCAGAACUUUUUGAAUUAACGAAAGAUUACAGUGAUGCUUUCAACGCAUUAUACAGGCUCCACACUUUCGACGAAGGUGAAAUUGAAAAAAUUUACCAAAAUAUCAAAAACAAAAUAAUCGAAACAAAAAUAAUUUCUCCAUCGAAAUUUCUUGAAUCUAUUUCACAUGCAUUACGACACAACAAUCGUUAUUUGAAAUCAUAUUUUCGGAUUUUCGAAAAAUUAUAUGAAGAUUAUCAUCCGGAUAAAGUUGAUUGUAUUAGUUUUAGUGGUGGAUUUGAUAAACUUAUUUACGACAAAUAUAAAUUUUCAUAUAAGCAUCCAGAUACUCAUAAAGAUUUUUCAAUUGAGUUCCUCAACGAAAACACAAUUUACAGAUCAAUACUGGAUGAUGACAUUAAAUCAUUUAUAGGCUUCACAGAAAGAAGUAGAUUUGAUGAAAAGCAAAUAAUAGAUAAUAGUUUGUUUCCACGUGAAUAUCAUAAGAUUGGUUGGCUUGAGUUAUGUUGUUACUAUGAUUCUGUAAACUGUUUUAAGUUUUUGAGAACAAAAUUUAAUUCAAAAAUCACCAAAACAUGCCUUGGAUUUUCAUUUUUAGGAGGAAAUCAAGAAAUAAUAAUAGAAUGUCUUAAAUAUGAAAAACCAGAUACUGAUUGCUCGGAAUAUGUAAUUAUUGCACACAACAAUGACUUUAUCAAUUUUUUGAUCACUGAAUGCAAUGUAACAAUUUAUUUAUCUAAGUGUCCGGAUUACAAUAAUGUUGAUGCAUGCUUGAUAUAUUUUGAUAUCAAAAAGAGCUUCAAAGAAAAUUUGACAUUUAUUUGUGAAUUUCAAAUACCAUCUCUUUGUAAAUAUUUCAUUUUACAUGGUGCAGAUGUUAAUAUUGAAAAAUCGAAUAAAACAGCAGCUUAUUAUGCAGCAAAGUUUAAUUGGAAAGAAAUAUUAGAACUUCUUAUUUCACAUGGAUUAGAUAUCAAUCAGCAUCAUGCACUUUUUGCUGCCGCAAUUUAUAAUCAUGUAGAAAUGGCUGAACUUCUCCUUGCAAACGGCGCUAAUAUAAAUAAGAUAGGCCCUUAUAACUAUACACCCAUUCUUGAAGCUGUAGAGCAUAAUAGUAAUGAAAUGAUUGAUUUCCUUUAUUCACAUGGUGCUGAUAUCAAUGUGUAUGAUUUGGGAGGAAGUGGGGUUCUCUAUUUUGCAGCAGAAAAUAAAAAUGUUGAGAAAGCAGAAUUUUUCAUUUCACAUGGUCUAGAUCUAAAUAAAGAUCCCUCAAAAUGUAUUAAGCCUCUUUUCCUUGCAGUGAGAAAUAAUCUCCCAAGAAUAGUAGAACUUCUGAUUUCACACGGUGUAAAUAUAAAUGCCGAAGAUAAAAAGGGUAAAGUACCUCUUCAUUAUGCAAUAAAAAAUGAUAGUGUCAGCAUAGCAAGACUCCUUAUUUCCCAUGGAGUUGAUUUCAAUGCAAUAACUUAUAAAAAUCAAACAUUUCUUCAAUAUGCAGUAGAACAUCAUGGUUAUGAAGUUCCAAAACUUCUUAUUUCACUUGGUUCUGACAUUCACCAAAUCGAUAGUGAUGGCUGA